CCUCAGGGCCUCCAGCAAGCUCCCUCCUGUGCUCAAGGCUCCAAGCACUCUUUGGUCCAGAGCCAUGGCCCCUCCCACUCGCCAGCUCCUCAAUGCUGUACUGGUCCUGCUCCUCCUGCUGGCCACCAACCAUCAGGGUACAGGGGUUGUGGCCAGUGAGCUGCGCUGUCAAUGCCUGACGACCCUACCAAGGGUUGACUUCAAGAACAUCCAGAGCUUGACGGUGACCCCUCCAGGACCCCACUGCGCCCAGACAGAAGUCAUAGCCACUCUUAAGGAUGGUCAUGAAGUUUGUCUCAACCCUGAAGCCCCCUUGGUUCAGAGGAUCGUCCAAAAGAUACUGAACAAAGGCAAGGCUAACUGACCUGGAAAGGAAGAACGUGGGCUCCUGUACCUCAACGGGCAGAAUCAAAGAGAAAAGAAACAAACUGCACCCAGGAAGCCUGGAUCGUACCUGAUGUGCCUCGCUGUCUGAGAGUUUAUCUAUUUAUUUAUAUAUGUAUUUAUUUAUUUAUUUUCAGUGCCUAGAUGUUGUUACGUUUACUAUGAUAUUUAAAGAUAUGCGUUUGUCAGCUCACUGUAGUAUCUUAAGAGGUCAUUUUAAUAUGUUGAAGUUUAUUGUAAUAAUGUUCAAUGUGUUCAGUCAGUGGUAUUUUACUUAUGUAGUUGGAAGGUGAUGCGUUUUUAAAUAUAUAUUUAUUACUUUCUGGGGGGAGGGGGAGUUGGGUACUAACUACACCACCUCCACACUGUGAUAGAGAUUGGGGAUGAGGGGGUGGGGGGGCAAACAGACGCAGUCAGAUGGCUUUCAAGGCAGGACUGUGCCUGUCCACGUCAUUUUCUGUAAGCCCCGAGAAGGGUGGGACGACUGUUAUUUCUGUCUCCGUGUUUCUACACUAUGUGUACAGCAUUUCUGAAGCUGAAUGUUCAAGAAUCGUAAUGUGAAUAUCCCCUGGACAUUCUAGGUCUUCUCUGUAAGGCACAGUGCCUCGUUUAGCAAUUGUUUUGUCAUGCUUUCUCAUGUCUUGAAGUGGGGACAUUUAUUUAUUCAUGUACUUUUACAAAUAACAAAAAAAAAUAAAAACUUUUACU
Molecule: messenger RNA, 1092 nt
Organism: Rattus rattus (black rat)
Lineage: Eukaryota; Metazoa; Chordata; Mammalia; Rodentia; Muridae
Product: C-X-C motif chemokine 2
Exons: 4
Coding region: 65-364 (99 amino acids)
Biological process (GO): antimicrobial humoral immune response mediated by antimicrobial peptide; cellular response to lipopolysaccharide; inflammatory response
Cellular component (GO): extracellular region
Molecular function (GO): CXCR chemokine receptor binding; chemokine activity
Source: RefSeq, a predicted model, not a curated record